Messenger RNA from Medicago truncatula (barrel medic), 490 nucleotides. Its product is annotated as 60S ribosomal protein L38. Gene Ontology annotation, molecular function: structural constituent of ribosome. Gene Ontology annotation, biological process: translation; protein-RNA complex assembly. Gene Ontology annotation, cellular component: cytosolic large ribosomal subunit; ribosome. The transcript has a single exon. NCBI's taxonomy places the organism in Eukaryota, Viridiplantae, Streptophyta, Magnoliopsida, Fabales, Fabaceae. The record is from RefSeq and is a predicted model, not a curated record. The coding region runs from base 194 to 403 and encodes 69 amino acids.
ACUUUUAAAUAUACUAGAAGAUGAAGCUCCAAGGAUAAGUUUGAUUAUAGCAUCCUUAGCUGCUUCCUCUGCUAUUGCAGUUGCUACAUCUAAAUGCUACACCUUUCUUUGCUCACAUAAACUAUUAGAAGCAUUAGGAGCGUUCCGAUUGUGAUUUUUUGGGAGGAAGAGGAAAUAGCAGCGAAGACAAAAAAUGCCUAAGCAAAUUAAUGGGAUUAAGGACUUCCUACUCACUGCUAGGAGGAAGGAUGCAUACUCAGUGAAAAUCAAGAGAAGCAAAGAUGUGGUCAUGUUCAAGGUUCGAUGCUCCAAGUAUCUGUGCACACUUUACGUGUUUGAUACUGAGAAAACUGAUAAGUUGAAGCAAUCACUUCCUCCGGGUUUGAAUGUGCAAGACUUAUAAUUCUAUUCGGUUAAAUGUGUAUUGAGUGAAGAUCAAGUGUUGCUUUGGACUCAAGAUUUACCAAUAUAUUUUUGUAUUGUUGUUUAU